CUUGACCCUCGUUUCAUGAGUUCUGAGUGGAUGAGUCGACUCUUGUGUUCUGCUAAAUGUAGCAGGCGAACGACUCUUUUGUUGUUGUUGCUGUCGUCGUCGUUAUCGUUAUGUUCGUUCCGCUGGAGUAGGAUGACAAAUUGUGCGACAUCGUUACUCCAGUGUCAAUAACAAUAGCACCUGCCAGUCACAGCGCCGUAUAUCCUGGUAAUAUUGGUAUAAACAGCUGACGACGUCGUCCAUUCAUUCGUGUGGAACCGAUACACACCUGAUAGAAUCAGGAGUUGUUUUUUUCUGAGCAUCAGCAUUGUUUUUUAACUCUCUUUUAGCUGUAACUUAUGCUGGAUCGCCAUUCCUAAAUAGGCACACUAGAAGCUGUCGGAUUAUCAGCACAUUAACCCAGGGAAUUAACUGCCCCCAGGUGUAUGAGCUCAACUUAACAGACUAUCAUCAGGAGAUUCAUUGUUAAAUUUUCAACCAGUACAUCAGUCAACGAUUUCAAACUCUGAUCAACAUCUUGUAUUUAAUGGAAACAUACAAAAUAUAAACAGAAAGGUGAAACAGUUGACAUUUCUUACAGUAUUACAACAUAUGUUGACAAUUGAAGAUUUAUUGAAAGAUCUAAUUAAUGUCAAAAGGAAAGAAGAUUGGUAAUAACAUGGGGCCGAUACCAAGGGAUCCACGUACUGAUAAUGAUGAUGAGAUUGAUGGGGAAAUUGAGAUGCAGAUGGGAUUGCUAGGUGGAGGAGAUGAUGAUCACAGUGAUGAUGAUGAUGACAGCUGGUCUGAAGAUGAAGAUUUGGAUCCAGAUCCAGAAUUGGACUGGUUGGAAACUGGAUACCAUUUACUGCCCCAAGCCCUAGAUAAUCCACAGGAGGAAGAAAUAAUUUCUCAAAAUCACAGUGAUGCUGCAGUAAUAACAACAACAUCAUCAGCUUCGUCAUUGGCAACCAGUAAUGAACCCACUUUACCUGUACAUUUAGCAAGAUGCUUACCUACGCAAAAACCUGCCGCGUUCCACGACGAUGCGUUCACACAGUUUUCUUCCAGUGCGGAAUCAGUUGCAAGACGUAAAACAUCAAUGGCCAGCGAUGACCAAAUCAAAGACGCCAUGUCCGGUAUUUCAUUGCCGCCCACAGCAGUUCCUCAGUGGGCACAGUUUGUGUGUGAGGAAGACUGGAAAUAUCAAUUUGUAUCAAAGAUGACUGACGAUAAAAAUAAUGAGAAAAAAGACUAACUGAUUCAACAACGCGGGAGCUUAUUGUAAUUUUUUCAUGUUUGCAUUAACAGUGAAUUAAAAAAACAAUUAAAAUGUACAGUCAUCACAUUGCAUUUUGUUCAAUGUGGGUCUCAUGCGACAUGCGUAAAAUAAAAUAGAUUAUUUGUUUAAACAAUACUGGAAUGCACGAUGACUAUGACACCUUUAAGCCAUGUAAAUUUAAUUGGAGGAAUCAAUGAACUAACUGCAGAGGGAGGCUAAGGUUAAAGGUCACCAUUACCUACUGACUUCAUAUUGAGGCAUACUAAUAACCUAUUAAACCUAGAUAAUUGUUAAUUUUAACUGAAAUACCCUGUUUUCAUCCCAUGUGUAUGUGAAUGGUGCUGAAAUGGUGAAUUAUGUAAAAAAUUUGGAUUCAUGUCAGAGACAUGAUGCUGGAAAAUCUAAAUAAAUCAAAUUGCCAUAUCAAUCAGCCAUUUUGAAUCUGAUCUGUAAAACAAAAUGAAUUAAGUGUGAUCAGUAGUGGCUUGUCUGAGACAUAUGCAUAGGAUAUCUGAAGGAUUGUAACAAUAGAUAGCCAAUUAAGAAUGUAGAAAAUGGAUUUGUCUUUACAUUCUUUACAAAUACAGUAAUUCAAUAUUUAACCUAGCAUUCUCUGUUUCUAAUUUCGGACAUAACCCCAUUUAAAUAUAUAUACUGGAUCAGAGUUUUCUCAGUACGGUGGAAUUUUUUGAAAGUCAUCCUUUUUUUAGUGCCGUUUGCAGUAGCAGUAGAUCCAUUUAAUAUUAUUGAGUGAAUAAUUUCGUCUGUCAUUUUAGUAAAAAAUCUUCACUUUAUCAGAGGAAUAAGAAAAAGACCAUAUGAUGAAAAAUUGCCAAAAGAUUUCUUUCUGAAAUAGGUAGACUAGAUAUGUACUGUAAGCCUAGAGUUCACAGCCUUAUGGAAGUUGGCUUUAUUUAUAACCAGUUUUACUUGUAUAUAUAAUCGUCUAAUACUAGCCCAGAAUCGCUUCAUUCCACUUCACUAUAUUUACAACACUUAGUAACAGUCAGCUAUUGAUUUGUAGAAUGAAAAAAUAACAUCAAAACAUGUUAAUCAUCUGAGAUUCUGUGAUUAUGGAGAAUAUCCAGUGUGUAGCAUUUAAACUGGUUAAUGAACACUGAGUAUUUUAUUACUCAUAUAACAUGAGAUAUUACUAGCAUUGUAUGUAGGCAUUUAUGGUAUCCAUGGAAUGCAGCAUUGAUUCUAAUUUAAUCAUUUGUACUGUAUGAUUACUGACAUAAAAACUACGCAAAACUAGUCCAGGGAUUGCAUUUUCAGCUUCCACGGCUCCUACUAUAAGAGAGAAACCAUACUAUUCUGUCUUUAUAGAACCCAUGUUAACCACACGACCCUCCCUAUUUUUGGGAUAUUUCAC
This is a messenger RNA of Saccoglossus kowalevskii, 2636 nucleotides long. RefSeq lists its product as uncharacterized. Lineage: Eukaryota; Metazoa; Hemichordata; Enteropneusta; Harrimaniidae. The record is from RefSeq and is a predicted model, not a curated record.